This is a messenger RNA of Colletotrichum karsti, 903 nucleotides long. Its product is annotated as GNAT family. The record is from RefSeq and is a predicted model, not a curated record. NCBI's taxonomy places the organism in Eukaryota, Fungi, Ascomycota, Sordariomycetes, Glomerellales, Glomerellaceae. The transcript is spliced from 5 exons. Gene Ontology annotation, molecular function: acyltransferase activity, transferring groups other than amino-acyl groups. Bases 1 to 903 code for a protein of 300 amino acids.
AUGGCGACAGUCCACACCACGGUCCCCGACGGCCUCAUCCCCCUCCUAGAAUCCCACCUCCCCACCUCCCUCCCCCUCCUCCGCCGCCUCCAAUUCACCCGCUUCCCGAACGGCCAACGUCCCACGGCCCGCAUCAUCCUCGCCUCAGACCCCUCCUCCUCCGCGCCGCCGCGCGACUUCGCCGCGGCCUACCUCGACCUCGGCUCCGGCAUCGAGACCUCGCUCUUCAUGUACUCGACCCUCGAAGACACCCCCACCUCCCCCACCACCACCACCCCGGACCGCGCCGCCUGCGAAUCCCAAAUCCUCGCCGUCGUCGACGCCGCGAGGCAGAUCAGCAAGGAGCAGCCGGACCACAGAGCGUACCCGGGCGCCUGCCUGGUCGGGACGCUGGCCACGGUCGUGAGGGAGGUGAUGAUCGCGCGGGGGGUGAGGGUGAGGCCGCGGGCCGAGUAUGAGUACGAGAAGUGGUUGUUCCGGGUGGAGGAGAUUCCGGAUUUCGAGGUGGACCUGCCGGAGGGCGCGACGUGGGGGAGCGCGGGGGAGAGGGAUUGCGAGGUUGUGAUUUCGAGGACGCAUAUUCCGCGCCAGGUGAAGACGUUGAUGUCGUUUCCGAGUUUGGUUUUGAAGUUGGAGGAUGGGACGCCUAUUGCGUGGGCUUUCUUGGGGACCGAUGCCUCGUUGUCGAGUCUUCAUUGUGAGGAACCAUACCGCAAGAGGGGUUAUGCAAAGGCACUCGCUGCCAAGCUCUUCAAGAGGAGUUCUGCUGAGUACGGUCCGGACGGAUGGGGCUCGGCCGAUGUUGCUCCCGAUAAUCAGGGAAGUCGUGGGAUGUGCAAGAGCCUGGGAGGCAGACAUGCGUGGAACUGCUCGUGGAACAUCAUCGAGCUUGAAGAUUCAUAG